Messenger RNA from Cyprinodon tularosa, 2998 nucleotides. RefSeq names its product rabenosyn-5. The record is from RefSeq and is a predicted model, not a curated record. Gene Ontology annotation, molecular function: metal ion binding. Bases 268 to 2595 code for a protein of 775 amino acids. Lineage: Eukaryota; Metazoa; Chordata; Actinopteri; Cyprinodontiformes; Cyprinodontidae. The transcript has 12 exons.
CCUCGCCUCCCCUAGUAGCGGAAGGCUAAUCACAUGACCAGGUGGGGCUGCAGCAACUGUUGGAGCCGAGCAGUGAAGAAAAACCCAAACUGUCAACAACACGCCAAUUCUCCAACACAUUUAUUCUCAUGGAUGAUCUCUCUCGGUGAUUUAAAGGGUGUUAUGGAGCUAACUGAAGGUAGAUUAAACACACUGUGACAUGUUGGCCCAAGCAGGAUCAUGGCUGCUAGUACCUCCUCCUAAACACCCAAACCACUUCCUGUCGUCAUGGCCUCAAGCUAUGCGCCACCUUUUGAGGGCACAGGUGAAGUAAAGGAAGGCUUUCUUUGCCCUCUGUGCCUAAAGGAUCUUCAGUCUUUUUACCAACUCCAAGGUCACUAUGAGGAGGAGCACGGAGAUGAUCGGCAUGUUCGAGGACAGAUCAAGAGUUUAGUUCAGAAGGCAAAGAAAGCCAAAGACAAACUUUUGAAGAGGGAUGGAGAUGACCGCCCAGACACUGGGAGUUAUGAGUCCUUCUACUAUGGUGGAGUCGACCCGUAUAUGUGGGAGCCUCAGGAACUGGGAGCAACCAGAAGUCAUCUGGACCUGUUUAAGAAACACAGAGCUGACCGUAUUGAUCAUUAUGUCAUUGAAGUCAACAAGCUCAUCAUUAGACUGGAAAAGUUGACAGCAUUUGACAGAACCAAUUCAGAUGCUGCCAAAAUCAGAGCCAUUGAGAAGUCUGUAGUGUCUUGGGUUAGUGACUCGGAUGUCCCCUUCUGUCCUGAUUGUGGAAACAAGUUCAACAUCCGAAAUCGACGGCACCAUUGUCGUCUGUGUGGAUCCAUCAUGUGCAGAAGAUGCAUGGAGUUUGUCCCCCUACCUUUGGCCCAAAAACUAAUUAAUGGGACACGAGAGGCCCUGUGUGUGCCUGGAAGUCCCGGGCAGUCCCAGUCUCCACCAGCAGGGGGUGGUGGCAGUGGGAUGGGCUCCAGAAGGGGGAGCAUCACCAGCUUGAGCAGCGUGGCCUCCAUAUUGGAAGAAAAGGAUGACGAGAGGAUCCGCUGCUGCCACCAUUGCAUGGACACUUUGCUGAAGAGGCAGCAGAAGUUGGAGGAGAAGGAUCAUGUUCCAGAUGUAGUGAAACUUUAUGAGAGGCUGAGAAUGUGUAUGGAGAAAGUGGAGGAAAAGGCUCCAGAGUAUAUUCGGAUGGCUGAAUCUCUGAAUGCUGGAGAAACCACGUACAAUCUGGACACUGCUGGUGGACUGAGGUUGGAAGUGCAAAAAUACUACGAGUUGAUUGACGCUCUAAGUAAGAAGAUUUUAACGCUGGGGCUCAAAAAUGACCCGCAGCCAUAUCCGAAGGCGCUCCAGCUACAGAAAAUGAUUCGCUACACAGCUACACUGUUUGUCCAGGAAAGGCUGUUGGGGCUGAUGUCUUUACCCACUAAAGACAAAUAUGAAGAGCUAAAAGAAAAGAGGAAACAGGAACAGGAGAGGAGACUCCAACAAGAGAGACAGGCAGCCCAGGAGAACCGUAACAGGAGGCAGGAGUAUGAGAAAACCCGUCCACCGGCUAAUGGAGAGCUGCCGCAGGCCCCCAGAGCCCCUCGCAUGACUAAAGCCGGUGGCUGGCUGCCUUCUGCAGACUCUGUCAAAACUCGCAGCGACCUGGAAGACCCCCUGCUGCAACAGAUUGAAAACAUUCAGUCGUUCCUUCGUCAGGCACGUGAAGCCCAGCGGACAGAUGAGGUUGCCAUGCUGGAGGAGAACUUGCGCCAGCUGCAGGACGAAUACGACCAGCAGCAGACCAGGAUGGCCAUAGCACUCUCCCAAAAACUGGCACAGGAGGAGAGCUUGCAGCAAGGGGAGUUUCAGCGCCUGGAGGAGAGGGAGAGGGAAGGGAGGGAGCAAUGGGGCUCAACCUUUACAUCUCCUCAACCAUCACUCUCCUGGGCGCAAUCCCUGGAUAUCAGCCCAGCAGGUCACCAGACAGAGGAGGAGGAGAAGACAGCAGAGGUCCUGACUCUGAAUUCUGAGGCAAGUCCGCCAGCUGUGAGGGCCCUGUCCUCUCUCACAUCACAGGAGGAUUCUCCUCCACGAUUAAGAAGCUUAGGAGGGCACAUAACCCCCCCUAGUGGUGAAGGACAGAACAGCACUUCCCUUAACCCAUUUGAAGAGGAGGACUCAACUCCCAUUGAGGAUGAUCCAUCCAAUCCUUUUCUUGAGGACAUCAAGAGGGAACAUCAGGAACUUUCCAACGGGAAGAAGGAAUACAACCCUUUUGAGGAAGAUCCAGACAGAGAAGAGGACAAAGGGGCUGAGAUGGCCUCAAGCAACCCCUUUGAGGACGAAGACACAGGCAACCCCUUUAUGGACGCUGCUGGGAACUCGCCGGAGGCCUCGACCAAUCCCUUUGAUGGUGAUGCAGAAGAUCAAGCUUUGCCGGAUGUAGACAUGAUCGAGGAAGAACUGCUUCUCCAGCAGAUCGACAACAUCAGGGCAUUCAUCUUCGAUGCCAAACACAGCGGGCGGCUCGACGAGGUUGAGCUCUUGUCGGAGAACCUCAAAGAGCUUCAGCACACUUUGCAGGAGCAGAAGAAAAAGAGGCACUAACAAACUUUGGCCGCGAUCACCUGCUAUUUACCAAGUUGUCCAUUGCUUAUUCACUUUAGGAACGAUCAUCCCAGCUUAGAGCAGUUUGGAUCCAUUUCCCAUUAGAGAUUAAUUAAACACGGUCCCUAGUCUCCUAAUAUCUUUCUAGAUCAUUUUUGCCUGUAUGAGGUUUCAUAGGUUUGACAUCCAACCCAUGCAUAUAUGCAAAGCACAUGUAUGAAGUUUUAAAAUUACAAUAGAAAGAUGAACAAUGGAAGAUUGGAAAAUGUUAUUUUGGAGGAUAAGAGUUGGUUCUGCAGUUGAAGCUGUGAUCAAAGUCCAAAUGGUUCUCAGCUCUGAGGAUAAGUGCACUACUGUGUUUGUGGAUCUGCAACUCAACGUUUACAAAGAACUAAACCAUAUU